Messenger RNA from Telopea speciosissima, 1307 nucleotides. Its product is annotated as GPN-loop GTPase QQT2. The transcript has 6 exons. Gene Ontology annotation, molecular function: GTPase activity. The record is from RefSeq and is a predicted model, not a curated record. The coding region runs from base 32 to 1228 and encodes 398 amino acids. Lineage: Eukaryota; Viridiplantae; Streptophyta; Magnoliopsida; Proteales; Proteaceae.
GAAUUUUUAGGGUUUGUGAAUUCUGAAAGCAAUGGACAUUGAUGCUUCAACAUUGGUAGGAGCAGUGCCAAUGCAAAUGGACGCUGAGGAAUCGACAAACAAAAAUUCAAAGGGCAAAGAGAAAGAGGAUCUCACAGAUUCAAUGGAGAAACUGAACAUUGAAAAAUCUUCACCUCAGUUCAAGCGGAAACCAGUAAUCAUCAUAGUGGUUGGAAUGGCAGGAAGUGGAAAAACGACAUUCCUUCAUCGAUUGGUUUGCCAUACCCAAGCUUCAAACAUCCGCGGUUAUGUCAUUAACCUUGACCCAGCUGUUAUGACCCUUCCUUUUGGUGCCAACAUUGAUAUAAGAGAUACUGUUCGAUACAAGGAAGUCAUGAAGCAGUUCAAUCUGGGUCCUAAUGGGGGAAUACUGACAUCACUUAAUUUGUUUUCUACGAAGUUUGAUGAGAUCAUAUCAGUCAUUGAGAGGAGAGCAGACCAGCUUGAUUAUGUUCUUGUGGACACUCCAGGGCAGAUUGAGAUAUUUACAUGGUCAGCUUCAGGAGCAAUAAUUACUGAAGCAUUUGCUUCAACUUUCCCUACAGUAAUUACAUAUGUGGUUGAUACACCUCGUUCAGCAAGCCCUGUUACUUUCAUGAGCAAUAUGCUCUAUGCAUGUAGCAUUCUCUAUAAGACACGGUUGCCUCUAGUUUUGGCUUUCAACAAGACUGACGUGGCUCAACAUCAGUUUGCUUUGGAGUGGAUGGAAGAUUUUGAGGUGUUUCAUGCUGCCUUGGAAUCUGACAAUUCAUACACAUCAACUCUGACAAGAAGUCUUUCACUUGUCCUUGAUGAGUUCUACAAGAAUCUCCGGUCUGUUGGAGUGUCUGCUGUUUCUGGUGCUGGAAUGGAGGCUUUCUUUAAUGCUAUUGAAGCUAGUGCUAAUGAGUAUAUGGAUACGUAUAGGGUUGAUCUUGAUAAGAGACGGGCAGAGAAGCAACGGUUGGAGGAGGAACGCCAGCGAGAGAACAUGGAUAAGCUGAGGAAGGACAUGGAGAAAUCCCGUGGAGAAACUGUGGUGUUGAGCACUGGCUUAAAGGACAAGGCCGUGAUGGAGGAAGAUGAAGAGGACGAGGCAGAAGAUGAAGAUGAUUAUGUGAGGUCUACGGAGGAGGAGGAGGAUGAUGAUGAUGGCAGAAUAGAUGAGGAUGAGGAUGAAGAUGAAGAAGUUUCUAGGUUUUCCUUUUAAUUGUCAGACUUCUUGGACAUAGUUUCUAUAUACCAGUUUUUGUGCAAAAUGAAUGCUGAGCAGUGACUUGGCUGAGUUA